AUGUUCAGAGAUAAAUACCAGGCAGGUUUCUUGAACCUUUUCUAUUCCGUUGGUUCCAAGCCAUUAAGCAUUUGGGAGCAGCACGUUGAAAAUGGCUAUAUUAAAAGACUUACAGAUCCAGAUAUCCGUUCUUGCGUUCUCGAAAUUGUUAGCACAACAGUUAAUAACACAUAUAUCACAUGCCCAAUAGACCCAAAGGAAGAGCUUGCUAUUAAGCUUCCUUUCUUGGUUUUAGUUCUUAAAUAUCUCAAGAAAUACUUCACAUUCGAAAUCCAAGUUCUCGAUGAUAUGAACAUGAGACGUCGUUUCCGCGCCUCCAAUUUCCAAUCUAAAACACGUGUUAAACCAUUCGUUUGCACACUUCCAAUGAGACUCGACCCAGGUUGGAACCAAAUUCAGUUCAACUUGAGCGAUUUCACUCGCCGUGCCUAUGGUACAAACUACAUAGAAACACUCAGAGUUUCAGUUUUCGCUAAUUGCCGUGUCCGCCGGAUUUACUUCUCCGACAGACUUUACACAGAAGAUGAAGUUCCACCAGAGUACAGACUUAUUCCUACAAAGCCAGAAGGCGAAGAGUAA
Molecule: messenger RNA, 579 nt
Organism: Trichomonas vaginalis G3
Lineage: Eukaryota; Parabasalia; Trichomonadida; Trichomonadidae
Product: regulation of cilium movement involved in cell motility
Exons: 1
Coding region: 1-579 (192 amino acids)
Biological process (GO): positive regulation of cell motility; regulation of cilium beat frequency involved in ciliary motility; cilium assembly
Cellular component (GO): ciliary basal body; motile cilium
Source: RefSeq, a predicted model, not a curated record